GUUGAUCCUUUGGAUUCAAGAAGUAUACCAGACGAGUUCGAUGAUGAUAGUCCUCCACCUCCGUUAGGUUACUCCCUUCCUGAGAGAUUGACUGGUGGUGAACAUGCGGCUGACACCAUCAAUGAAGGACGUCGUACUCAAACUAAUGAUAGUUCUAAAUCAGGUAAUAAGAAUGAUAAUAAGAGAACUCCUAAAGAAAAACGGAAAGCUAUAGGGGAUAUGGUUUUGAAAUUUGCUUGGAAUUAUGUCAAAUUAUUUUGUAUAUUUGUGGGGAUAUUGUCUGUUUAUUGGGCUACAUUUUAUAAAAGAACUGAUCGAUAUAAACAUUUUAAUAUGUUAUUGGUUACCGAAGAUGAGAGUUUUAUAAAUAGUAAUGGAACUACCAUUGAACCAUUAUUAUCAGAUACCUUUGUGCAUAUGAUAACUCAAGAUCCAACUGUUACAUCUUUAGGUACAUGGACUGUAGUACCUAUAUCAAAUUUCACUCAACAAGCACAACAACAUAAUAAUACUAUCGAAGCUGAAGUGAUUAGAGAAAUUCAUCAUCAAAAAUAUUGGGCUGGAGUUCAUAUAAAUCCAAAUUCAACUCAAUUAAUUUAUGAAAUGAUGAGUACCGGUAAUUAUUCAUCUUUAUCCGCCAUACCGGAAUUAAUCAAUGUGAUUUAUGAAUCAGGACGUCAUUAUUCCGCGUUAAGUCAAUAUGUUACCAAGAAUUUGGCUAAUAUCGAAGCUACUUGGAUUGUUAAUUAUACAUCCUCCGAUGUUUAUAAUCCUUUAAUCACUAAUUUAUCAAACGAUCAGAAAGAAAACUUAUUAUCAAAUAAUAAUACCUUAGCAAUUUUAGCUAUGAAACCAACUUUUAAUUUAUUAGAUCAAAGACCAGCUAGAUCACCUGCUGUAUUAGGACCAUCAGAAUUAGGAUUAAUUUAUGCUCAAGUGUUUUCAUUUCAUCAAUUUAAUUUUUCAUUAGAAAUUUAUGCCUAUAUUCGAACUCGAUUAAAAUAUAGUCAAUAUAUCACUUAUAGAAUCUUAGCAUCUCAAAUCAAUUGUUUGGUAUUAUCAUUAGUAUAUGCAUUAAUCACCAUAGCAUUCCAAGUCCCUGUCAAUGUGGCAUUUGGUAGAUCGGGAUUCCUUGUAUUAUGGAUGUUUAUGUAUCUUUUUAUCUCAGCUAGUGGAGGUAUAAAUGAAAAUGUGGUUUCAAUAAUCUUAGCAUUUGAUAAAAAGAUUUUAUUAGCUCCAUGGAUGAUUUUUAAUAUUGUUAUUAAUAUUUCAACUACAUUUGCUCCAUUUGUAAUGAUGCCAGGAUUUUUCCAUUAUGGUUAUGCCAUGCCAAUGUAUAAUAUUUAUGAAGCUUUAAAAAUAGUAUUUUUUGAUACUUGGAAGGGACAUUUAGGUCGGAAUUUAGGAGUAUUGGUGACAUGGAUAGUUGUAACUAAUUUAUUAUUAAUUUUAAAUAUUAGAUGGUGUGAUAGACGAGCUAAAAAAUUAGCAAUGGCAGAAAGACAAAAGCAAAAACUUGAAAGGGAAGAGAAAGCCAAACAGAAAUUAAAGGAAUUAGAGAAUGCUGCUAACGGUGGGGAUAGUUCUGUUAGUAGUGAUAAUUCAAAACAAGAUUAAUGAACUUUUUUUUUCAUAUAUAUUUAUAAGGAUGUUCUAUAUAAUUUUAAUCUAAAUAGUUUCAUCAAUAAUAUCAACUUGGG
This is a messenger RNA of Scheffersomyces coipomensis, 1700 nucleotides long. It is a transcript of the gene SNG4, whose product is annotated as Sng4p. NCBI's taxonomy places the organism in Eukaryota, Fungi, Ascomycota, Pichiomycetes, Serinales, Debaryomycetaceae. The coding region runs from base 220 to 1617 and encodes 465 amino acids. Gene Ontology annotation, cellular component: membrane. The record is from RefSeq and is a predicted model, not a curated record. The transcript is spliced from 2 exons.